Messenger RNA from Merops nubicus (carmine bee-eater), 499 nucleotides. It is a transcript of the gene MGST1, whose product is annotated as microsomal glutathione S-transferase 1. The record is from RefSeq and is a predicted model, not a curated record. The coding region runs from base 32 to 499 and encodes 155 amino acids. The transcript is spliced from 3 exons. Gene Ontology annotation, molecular function: glutathione transferase activity. Lineage: Eukaryota; Metazoa; Chordata; Aves; Coraciiformes; Meropidae. Gene Ontology annotation, cellular component: membrane; mitochondrion.
UUUUUAAAGGUCGUCAGUGAGAAGUGGAGAAAUGGCUAAAUUAACCAAAUUACUUGACAAUGAAGCCUUCCAGGCUUAUGCUACUUAUGCAACUAUUGUUCUUCUAAAAAUGAUGCUAAUGAGUCUUCUAACAGUAUACUUCAGAAUAACAAGAAAGGCAUUUGCCAACCCAGAAGAUGUAGCAACGUUUGGCAGAGGCGAGACCGCGAAAAAAUACCUGCGGACUGACGCAGACGUGGAGCGCGUGCGCAGAGGCCACCUGAAUGACCUUGAGAAUAUUGUCCCGUUUCUUGGCAUUGGACUGCUGUAUGCUCUUAGUGGCCCUGAGCUGUCCACCGCCCUGCUGCACUUCAGGAUCUUCGCUGGGGCCAGGGUCCUUCACACGUUUGCAUACUUGAUCCCCCUUCCCCAGCCCAGCAGGGGUUUGUCGUGGGCAGCUGGCUAUGCAGUGACCAUCUCGAUGGCCUACAAAGUGCUGAAGACGGCGUUGUACCUGUAG